CUUCGGCACACAAAUUGGUUAUAACAGCAAGCCUUGCUUUAAACUGACUUAACCUGCAACGUUGACCUUGACCAGCUCUAAGCAUCACCAAUUAAUAGUUUUUCACGAUGUCUGCUGUCUCGCACGGCACUCGUCACCUUAGACAAGGUAUCGGCGGGACCAAACACUACGCCCCCGGGGCUGGUCCUGCUCGAUCACUUCAUAGUUCUGCGCUCAUACCACCACUGCGAACGCCCCAGCCGUCCACUGCUCAACGAAUUUUCACAAACUCUCGUAACCUUGUCACCAGAUUCUUUGCUCAUUUAACUACACCAGGACUUGCGCAUUCCGCCUCAGCUGCUGCAAUCGCUCCGAGUCGGUCGCUCGUUCGUCCCGCACAUUUCCAUUCUACUGCUCAGAGCGUUAAGGCAUCGUACUCGCUCCCUGUAAGAAAUGCGCUUUACCGCCCCUUAUCUUUACCACGCCUUCCUCGUCCCAUCCCCGGGAAUGUAGCCAAUGUUGGUCUUGGCACUGUUCGUUCAUUCCAUUCUGCGCGGCCCAUAUUCCAGAAUGUCGUGGAUAACGUUCCUAUUGCCACUCGCGCACUUUGGGAGGCUGAAUGGGAAUUCAAGGCGAAGAAGAAGGAGGAGCGCAGGUUGCGCAAAGCUAGGGAAAAUGUUGCACCCCCAAAGUCCAAGGAAAUGCUCAAGCCAAAGCAGAAGCUUAUUGUUGCUCCAGUCCCCACCGAAGUUGACAUCUCUGAACUUGACCAUUACAUGCCGCAACCUGCUUUGCCGGAAGUAACGACUUACCUUCUCGUUCCUAUCGCGCCUACUCCCACCGCUCGUCUGCCCCUAUCUGCACAUUCCACCGUGGGAACUAGCUCCCUCCAUCCGCUUCUUCCUGUACCUGAAAUUGCUGCUGCGCAUAGGAUGCAUCGUAACCAUUCGCUCCGCGUGUCCACUCUUUUUUCCCGAUUGGAUACUGCGAACGUGUGGGAUGAUCCUGGCGUUGGCGUUGAUGCCUACGCCUUUGGUCCUGGUUUAGGAGAUAAUCCAAGUGAUAAACAGUGCACGAUACUCCGGGUCACAUUUGCAGGUUGGACAGCUGCCCAAGUGCGCAGCGUCACUGGAGAAAGCGGACAAGGAUGGUGUGCUCUCGAAGAAGUUUACUCAGACGCUAUGUCUAUCUCCUCGCAGAUGAGCACCAUCGAUGACGAAGAGGCUUUAUCAAAUCCCCAGUCCAUUGCUUCUAGUAUCCAGCUCGAUUUACCAUCCUUGUCAGAACUGGACCUUGGCAAAGAUGCUGAUGUCUGUUCAGACAUCGAAUUUGAUUCGGAUGAUUGGGACUAUGGGCUCGGAUUAUCGCCCUCUCCCGACGUACAGGACAACUUCGUUCUGCCAACACUAGAUUUUUCGUCAUCAUUUGCGCAGGUUGCGUCUCCUACCCAAUCAUUGGCUCUACCGCCGCAGAUUAUCCUUCGCACAGCGUCGGAGCUUGCCGAGGAGUUUGGUGGUGUAUGGUCCCCCACUUCAUCGUCUUUGCUCUCGCCGUCACUCUCGUGCGACUACCUGUCUGAUCUAGAGGCAGACACAAUGCCAAGUGUUGCAGAAAGCGAAAUGGAGAGGUCGUGGCUGGGUGUUAGCAUGGGGUUGAGCUCCUCGUUCACUGAGAAACUUGAGGCGCUGCGAUAAUCGGAGAUUGAUUGGUGAUACAUGAAUCCGCGUUGCGUACGCUUCACUCCCUUUUCUUACUUUUAUGCUUUAUGUGCGAGUCUAGCUCUGUUAAACAUUUGAAAGCUCGUUAUUGGUUCAAUGAUUGAGUAUGUAUACAAAGGUUUUCACAACAAUCAAAGUUCAAUGAUCUUUUCA
Suillus subaureus is the source of this 1850-nucleotide messenger RNA. RefSeq lists its product as uncharacterized. The transcript has a single exon. NCBI's taxonomy places the organism in Eukaryota, Fungi, Basidiomycota, Agaricomycetes, Boletales, Suillaceae. The record is from RefSeq and is a predicted model, not a curated record. Bases 108 to 1673 code for a protein of 521 amino acids.